AAUAAAAGCGCCAUCAUGAUCUGGUCGUUAUUUAUAUCAUGGCUUGUUUAUAAAUUAAACCCGGCUGAACAUUUUCCCAACUUGUCACGCAGUUUGGUCGAGUUUUCAGCCCAAAUCAACACCGAGGAGUCGUUUGAAUAUAACUGUGAUUCGGAACAGUUGUAUGCAAAUUUACUAUUCAAAAGACGUCGACUCGUCACCUUGGAGGCGGGGCUUGUUUCGGCUCUACGUUUAAAAAAACGCAUACUAGCAUCCUAGUUAGUAUGCGUAAACAAACAAACCGCCAUAAACGACCUUGCGCACUCUUUAGUACGGAAGUACGCAGUGCGAUAUCAAACCUAGCCAGAGAUUGAACUUGAGUAGCGCUGCUUUGUCGUCUUACAAUCCGUGUGUGCAAGCAGGGAGUCAGAGAGUUUUUAGACCUUGGACUGUGUUAAAAGAGAAACAAGCAGCACAGACUGUCCUUGUAUUAACGUUCAGAACUUUGGGAUUUGUUGUUGGAGAUGUUGAACCGAGUUCUAGUCCACAAGAAGGAGGACUUCCAGGCUCCAGAUUAACCAAGCCGUCCAUCACCUACCUCUUUAUUUACAGUCAAACCCCCAGUUUACAAACACGUUUAAAUGGCGUUUUUAAUGAAGAAGAAGAAGUUCAAGUUCCAGGUCCAUUUCACUCUAGAAGAGCUGACGGCUGUGCCGUUCAUCAACGGGAUGCUCUUCUGCAAAAUCCGGCUUUUGGAUGGAGGAGACUUUGUCAUCUCUUCAUCUAGGCAAGAGGUGCAGGAGAACUGUGUUCGCUGGCAUAAGAAGUUCUCCUUCGUGUGCAAGAUGAGUGCUAAUCCUACAACAGGGGUGCUGGACCCCUGCAUCUGCCGAGUGUCGGUGCGAAAAGAACUGAAGGGCGGAAAGUCUUUCUCAAAGCUGGGCUUUGCUGACCUCAACAUGGCGGAGUUUGCCGGUUCAGGCUCCACCGUGCGCUGCUGUAUACUGGAGGGCUACGACACCAAGAACACUCGGCAGGACAACUCCAUUCUGAAGGUUACUAUAGAGAUGACUCUACUCUCCGGGGAUCCUUGCUUUAAAACGCCCCCUAGUACAGCUAAAAACACAGGCCUCGCUGGUCAAGACCCAUCUCUACAGCUGGACUGUAAGGGAGGGGGCACUGGCAGCAGCCUGACUCCACCAACAGGCAUCAGCCCGGGAAUCAGCAGCACCAGCCGUACACUCAAACCCAAAACAUGUGUGCCGAGCACCGGUCUGCCAGAGGGGGUAGAUGAGAACCUCUCAAGCCCAGAAGAGGUGUUCCACACAGGCCAUUCAAGGAAUUCCAGCUAUGCCAGUCAACAGAGCAAAGUUUCAGUGAUGUCUGUCCUUCCUGCAGGCUACAGCACAGAGCACUCCGGCUCGUCCAGCCUGACAGACCUGAGCCAUCACCGGAGGAACACGUCCACCAGCAGCAGCAACGCUUCAGCAGGGACGACCACAGCUACAGACAGUUUAGCAGAACCGGACAAAGAGCCGGCAAAAGCCGAGAAGCCUCCUCGGCCACCAAGACCUUCAAUCCUCCCUAACCGAUUUUCUAGGAGAAAGAAGGACUCUGUGGAGAACCACCCGACCUGGGUGGACGACACUCGCAUCGACGCUGAUGACGUUGUGGAGAAGAUUGUCCAGAGUCAGGACUUUGCUGAUGUCAGCAACAAUGAGGAUAGCAAUUUGCAGCUGUUUGUCAGUCGGGACGGUACCACUGCUCUUAGCGGCAUCCAGCUAGGCAACAGGGUGUCAGCAGGUGUGUUUGAGCCUGUCGUCAUUGAGAGUCAUUAGUGGAAUCGGUCACACUCCUCCUGAAAUACAAAAGACGGCCAAAAUAAGUGCGGACGAACAAGACAAGUUCAGCAUCGCACUAACAAGAUGUUUUGUUAUUUGCAGUCUUUUUAUUGUCUUCACUGAUCAGUUUAUUCACACGUUAUGAUUAUGAUUAACACCAGAUAUCCUGCAUUGUAAUAUACGCAGAUGGUGGUGGGUAAUUUGUUGUUGUUAUUAUUGUUAUUAUUAUUAUUAUUAUUAUGAUUAUUAUUAGCCACGCGAUCAAAACGAUGUGUUACUGACACCGUAUUUGCAAGUAAACAAACUACUUGAAAUACCCGAAGUAGUCGAACACUGUGAAAAACUGUCUUUGGUCUAGGAAACAUCGUAUUUAUGGCCUAAACGGCAGCCUUUAGGAUUUUUAAAGAGAAAUACGAUUCAAAUAUUGCUCAGCCUGUCAGAUAUUAUUUAAUGGUUCUGAUCUGUGAUUUUUUUUUUUUUUUUUUUUUUUUAACCAUAUUGUUUAUAUAAACAUUUUGCCUGUGUUCGCCACAGACCACUAAUCACUCCGUUUUAGUUAACCACUAUCUUUUUCCCUGCAUUGGGAACAAGCUUGGAGGAAAAUUCCACUUUUUGAUGUUUAGUGGUGCUUUAAAACUCAUUUUGUUGAUUGCACCCUUUAACUAAGACACAUUAUACAUUAUUCCACCUGAUAUAAAACCCUUUAGUUUUUUACAUUAUUUAGGAUUAUUGCCUUCAGUUUAAAUAUUGGUUCAAAAUCCUUACAGCAGCCUUCGUGGGUGAUUUUCUUUUUUUUUUUCUUUUCUUUCUUUCUUUUUUUUUAUGGGUGCAGUAUUUUGAAUUUCUAGAAAAUCAGACAAAUUGUUUUACACCACUGCAGUGUAUGCAUCAAAAAUAUUUUUGCUAUUAGUUAUAAUUUUCAAACCGUAUGACACAAAGAUGAAUAGACACAUAGAGCCGUAUGGCGGGCCAUGGCGACACAUAUCAUAUUCGGGUUAACAAGCUUCUAGCCAUUCCGUCAUAGAUUCCAGCCUUCUGACGUGUGUGUGUGUGUGUGUGUGUGUGUGUGUGUGUGUGUGUGUGUGUGUGUGUGUGUGUGUGUUGGGGGUAUUAGAUCUUACCUUCUUGUGACUCAUAUGUUCUCCAGCUGGCUUGGGGAAUCCCAUUACAAGUCAGAUUUCAUAUCCGUAACCUCCCCCAAACCCCCCAUCCAAACGUCCGCACUAGUCCCGACUUUAUUCACUUUGAUCAUGUUUGUGCUGCAGGAUUCAGCCAUGCAUACGAGUGUUAAUCAAGUGUUAGUACUGUACUGCAGCGCAGUGCACCCCAUGUCCUCGCGUGGACUUUUCUGCUCCAUUUUGAACACAGAACGUGCUGGUCACGCUGCAGAGGAAUGCGUUCAUCAACGUGGAGCAGAAACCAGUGAGCUCACAGGCAGCAUAACUGAACGCACUCGAGCGGUCGGACGGUGGAGGGGACGGCCUGAAGAGAAUAAAAAGGCUUUGAUUAAAUGAUUCACAAUCACGCUUCUAAACUUGGCAACGGCCUGCAUGUCUCCCAAUGCACCUGGUGUGCAUCCAGAGACACAGGAUCCUCCCUCCCCUUGUGUGUGUGUGUGUGUGCGCGUGUGUGGUGUUCAGUGUUGUAAAACAUUGUGUACUGUUUUGUAUUCAGUCUGUAUGAGCUAACCAUGAGAAUGGUCAUAAAGAAAAAUUGUCUCAGUUGAUCUGAGCAGAAAUCUUUGCACAUUUUUGGCUCCCAUAUCUUUACAAAUAAAAGUGCAAUGUGGGGACGAUUCACGGACAAACUUUUACUUUGAUUUAAAAUGUGAUUUCAAGCCGGAGUGAAAUUUGACAAAUAUACAGCGUACAAGAUAUUUCCUUGGCAUUCAUGUUAGGACUUAAAGAUACAUUAAAGAUUCCUUCUUUUUUUUCCCUUCUCAUCGAAUCCUCUCACAUCUCAUAGUGUUCUCUCAGGUUCUUUGUUAUACUUUAAGAAAAUAAGGCACAAGAAUUUGAACUUUUUUUUUUUUUUUAAGAACCUGUUGAUCGAUAGAAAGGGUCUGGAUGAUUUUACGGUUUCGUGUGGUUCAGAAGAUUUUUAAAGAAUCACAGGGUGAAAUUUUGUAAAGGAAAUAAUAAAAAAUCAGUUCUUUUUACAAAACAUUUUGUUCUCCAGAACAAGAAAUCAGAUUGUCAUUUCUUUUUGAAUACAUGAUUCACCAAAUUCAUUGCAGCUGAUUAUUUUGUGUCGGAGCUAAACAUUUUAACAUCAGAACACCAUCGGUGUCAUCAUAUAACAUACGAACGUAGAACAAACAGAGCUUCUACUCUUCUGCUAUAACAUGUAAACAGUUAGAUAAGUUCGUUUGUCUGGGAUGCUUCAUUUAAGGAAAUUUGUUUUCCAAACUAUCUUUAAUCUAACCCUGACUCUGGUCACACGCUGUCCGGUUCCUCUAUCUAUUCACAAUAAGUCGGUCACUUUUUUUUUUGGUGCCAAUUCUGCUCCACAUGCUACAUGCUAAUGCAAAUACUGUGUUAUCUUUUCGAUUUUUCCAAACCAGCAGGCUGGUUUAUUAUUAUUAUUUUUUUUUUCUUCUUCUUGGUGAUUAAUGAGUAUUGUGGCAGCAUGAGAUGAUCGAUGUACACACGACUUAAGAGGCUAUACCUGCUUGCUCUUUCUUUCUACUUUAACAACAGCCUCGUGCCACGCUGUCGUUCGGUCGUAAUAGACUGUGAUGAUUUUUUUUUUUUUUUUUUAGUUUUUUUUAAUUAUUAUUACUUUUUUUUUAAUCACAAACAUUGUUGUCAUUUGCUAUGUGAGUACAUUAUUGGGAUGUAUGAUGGGCAAAAAGGAUUUCCUGCACCAUAGUGUUUGUGUAAUUUGCUGUUGUGAGUUCUAAAUAGGACGUUAUGCUUGAAAUGUAAAAGUAAUCGGCUCAUCGUGAUGCAAACCCCCGACACGCUGAUUUACAGGCUGUUUUUGAGACUGUAAAUGGUUUGCGGGUAAAAUGUGGCAUGUGUAGAACCUUUUUACGUGAAUCAUUCUGUUUUGGGUAUUAAUUAUUAAAUGAAACAAUAAACUACACUGUGAUGUUUUAGGGACGAAACACACCACAACGGCACUUAAAAAUAUUAACUUUCAUGUAACAACGUGUACAACUUUUCGUCCAUAUCUAAUAACUCCUUGUCUCUAUUUUGUAAAUGGUUUUAAAGCUAUGCACUUGGCUCAGUUCAGCCAGAAAGAUUCCUUUAAAGUGGUUCAUUUUCACCACUAUAUUCAAAACAGUUAUCAAAUUUUCACUAUAUAUUGGGAAACUUAAGAUGUCUAUAAAGAGAGUCAAUACAUUAUAUUUAACUCUACCACAAAUUAUUUUUCUGAUUAUAUUAAAUAUAGAGUUAUGGAUGAACACGUAUAUUUUUUCCGAUCACACAAAUAUUGUUUCCAAAGUUUUCUUGACCUCAUAUUGUAUUAUUUCAUGUAUUAUUGUCUCAUGAUGGAUCUAAACUGUAUUUCUACACUCAAAUAUGAAUGUUUCGUAAUCUGUCAUGUAAAUUUGUUUAUGGAUGCUUAUUAAUGGACUAUUUGGGAGGAAAUAAAGGAAAAGUUGGGCAUCGUAUAAUAA
Molecule: messenger RNA, 5445 nt
Organism: Tachysurus fulvidraco (yellow catfish)
Lineage: Eukaryota; Metazoa; Chordata; Actinopteri; Siluriformes; Bagridae
Gene: eeig1b
Product: family with sequence similarity 102 member Ab
Exons: 13
Coding region: 621-1817 (398 amino acids)
Source: RefSeq, a predicted model, not a curated record